ACUGUAGCUAACUUGACUUCUGCUGCUGCUGCUGCUGCGUCGACCUUGGCUGGUUUAUGAUGGCAGGCAAGGCGUGGAGGUCAGCGAUUCUUAAUGUGCUAAGGAAGUGGGGUUUACCGCUCAGUGGCAAGGAUAAAAUCAAGGCUCAAGAAGUGUCAUGGAUGGUUGGAGCUUUGAAGAAAGAGACUCCACAACCCAGGGCGUUCACUCGUGGGAUUCAUACUGUUACUCUCAUUCCUGGGGAUGGAAUCGGUCCAGAGAUCUCCGAUGCUGUUAUGGAGAUAUUUGCAGCAGCUAAAGCACCUAUUCAGUGGGAAGAGAGAAAUGUUACAGCCAUCCAAGGACCCGGUGGCAAGUGGAUGAUCCCUCCUGAUGCCAAAGAAUCAAUGGACCGUAACAAAAUCGGCCUAAAAGGUCCUUUGAAGACGCCAAUAGCUGCUGGCCACCCGUCUAUGAACCUGCUGCUGAGGAAAACCUUUGAUCUGUAUGCCAAUGUGCGUCCCUGUGUGUCCAUUGAGGGCUACAAGACCCCCUACAGUGACGUGAACCUGGUAACCAUCAGGGAGAACACUGAGGGAGAAUACAGUGGGAUUGAGCAUGUGAUUGUUGAUGGAGUUGUACAGAGUAUUAAGCUCAUUACAGAGCAAGCCAGCCAACGCAUCGCAGAGUAUGCUUUUGAAUAUGCCAGAAAUAAUCAGAGGGCCAGUGUUACUGCUGUUCAUAAGGCCAAUAUUAUGCGCAUGUCAGAUGGGCUUUUCCUACGGAAAUGCAGAGAGGCUGCUGAAAAGCACAAAGAUGUAAAAUUCGCUGAGAUGUAUUUGGAUACCGUGUGCCUCAAUAUGGUACAGGACCCCACACAGUUUGAUGUUUUAGUGAUGCCAAAUUUGUAUGGAGAUAUCUUGAGUGAUCUUUGUGCUGGACUAAUUGGAGGUCUUGGAGUGACCCCUAGUGGAAACAUUGGGGCCAAUGGUGUUGCCAUAUUUGAGUCGGUUCACGGAACUGCCCCAGAUAUAGCAGGAAAAGACAUGGCCAACCCCACCGCCUUGCUGCUCAGUGCAGUCAUGAUGCUGCGGCAUAUGGGUCUUCACGGUCACGCCAAGAAGAUUGAAACAGCAUGCUAUGACACCAUUCGUGACAAAAAGGUUUUAACAAAGGACCUGGGAGGAAACUCAAAAUGCUCCGAAUUCACUGAAGCAAUAUGUCAAAGAGUGCGGGAUAUGAACUGAAAGAAUGGUAAUGGGCAGUGCUGUGAGUUCAUGGUUGGUGUAUGGAUCUUAAAUUAUAUUAUUGUUGUAUCUGCACAUUUUUAACCAAAAUACGUAUUUAAAAAAGACUCAGGAGUUUAAUAUCCUGAAUGUUUUAUUUUUCUCUCUGCACACUCCAAAGCACUGUCUUUAAAUUCUUGACCAGCAGGUACUGUAUAUGUGAGAUGCUUUUAAUUUCUUAACUGUUUAAUCUGUGGUAGAUGUUGUCUAUUUAUUGUCUGAAUUUGGCCUCUUGUCUAAAUUGUUUGACUUGUUAUUUUAACAUUAAAUGUACAAUCUGCAAUCUAUAUGAUCACAAGAGAAAAACAAAGUCAAACUCUUAAGUUACUGUUACAGUUUCUGCAUAUAAUUCACAUUUAUGUAACUAAAAAUAUACAUUAUGUGCUGUAAUGAUUUAAACAUAAUCAGGCUUCCGUAACAUGAAACUUGCAAAUGU
Molecule: messenger RNA, 1701 nt
Organism: Larimichthys crocea (large yellow croaker)
Lineage: Eukaryota; Metazoa; Chordata; Actinopteri; Sciaenidae
Gene: idh3a
Product: isocitrate dehydrogenase (NAD(+)) 3 catalytic subunit alpha
Exons: 12
Coding region: 57-1226 (389 amino acids)
Biological process (GO): tricarboxylic acid cycle; isocitrate metabolic process
Cellular component (GO): mitochondrion
Molecular function (GO): isocitrate dehydrogenase (NAD+) activity; NAD binding; magnesium ion binding
Source: RefSeq, a predicted model, not a curated record